UAUCUCAGUGCUCCAUAUUAUUCUCAGUGCUCCAUAUUUUAAUACAUACGUUUACUAGAGGGAACAACUAAAUCUCAAUAUUUUCAUUAAAAUUAAUUACUCCACUCGACAUUCUAAACAAUCACUCGCAAAUCUCUUACUAUUAAACCGAAUUAGUCGAUUGACACCUAUUGCUGUGCUCUGCAACAUCGUUUUAUGUUUUGUUUAUGUUGUGAUAAUGCUUGGCCUUGAUGGUUUUAAGUGAUACAAAAGUUUUACGAAUAUUAUGUGCUUUUCUAUUAGCCAGUUUCAUGCAAAACACCGAGAUACAUUAAGUCGACCCCUAUGUCGUCAGAUCAACAAUUGAAUGUGCACAUUUCCGGUGGUAAUGAUUUGUGUCACAGCGAGCAGAACAACGACAGUCAAUACCACGAAAAAUGUUCAGUGGACAACGUUAUCAAUGCCAGCGUAUUGGAAAAUAAGGCGGUUAUGAGUCGUAAUGACACAAAUGGAGGGAGUGGACAGAAUUUGGAAGCGAAUCCAAAUCAUGAACACUCUGCCAUCGCAGAGAAUGUAAAUGUUCCCAGUUAUUUAGAAGAGAUAGUGAGUGAAAGCGGAGUCGUUCAAUCACAUGAUAAGCUCCCACUUACAGACAACGGUAAAGUUGUGACUGACGAGCCGGACAAUGUUCUUUGUAAUUUAAAAAAUGGAUACGAGAACGCUCCCUCCUCUUUGAUAGACGAAGUCAUACCAAUUCCAGCAAAUGAAGAGAAAGUCCUUACCGCUGAUUCACAAGUUAGAAGUGAAGGAACACUACAAACCAACAAUUUAGAUCGACCAACGGAUCCGCAGGCCGAGAAUCCAAGUGACAAAAAUUUGAGUCUGUGCACAAAGAAAGAAGACGGACAUUCAUGUGUACAGCAGGAAAAUACCGAAUCAAUUGAUGACCUACCAGUUACUGAAUGCCAUACAAAUGAUCGACCUGUAGGAUUUACAAAUACACAUAACGCAGGUGACGAAGAAUUCGAAGAGAACGAUGUUGAUAAUGAUGAUGCAUCCAAUGACGAUGAUGACAAUUUUUCCAAUGAACACGACUCCAAUGAAGAAUGCAGUGACGUUGAGCACUCCGACCGUACGACCGAAGUGGAAAAUGAUGAAUACAUUUUGGACACAGUUUUGAGGAAGCCACGCAAAGAACGGCGACGAAUUGUUUCGGUGAAUGAUGACAGUGAUCCGGAAGUGGACAUGGAACGAGAACGACUGUUGGAAUCUCCAACAAUGGAUGAAAAUCAAUUGAGUGACAUUGAGGUUGAAGAAGACAUUGUGCAUCUGAUACAAAAUGAAAAGCCCGGACCGAAAUCUAAGAAAUUCAGCACCCAAAAGUUGAAGGAAUUGCAAGCACGGGAAUUACUUCGCAAUGCUGUCGUCAUUCCGUCGUCCAGUAAGAAGAAAAAGUGUCGAGUCAUUGAUAGUGAGGAUGAAGAAGAGCCUUUGCCAUAUAGUGUGGACGUCGACGAUAUCGGACUUCCAGACGCAGUGGAAGAUAACGAAAACGAGAACGAUGCACUGGCGGGCUGCAGCAUUUUACUGAAUGACUUAAAUGACUUCGACAAACCCGAUAUCUCAAUCGAAAACUUAAUGCAAAAUUGUUCUCCAGAUGUUAAUCACGUGAACGAAGAUACCAUAAAAUCAGAGGCUAAAGACGACAAUACACCGGUCGAGUCGCAAUGUAUCCCCGAUAUCAAAUGUGAAAGUUCAAGAGAAGUAAAAAACCAAUCAACAGAAGUUGUGACUACUCUGAAAGAGGAGGUGGUUGACGGGACAGAAAAUGAAACAGGAGCCUUGUGUGAUUCUGGGAACAGUACAGACAGUACCAAUCAGCAAAAUAAAGGAGAAAUCGAAAGUAACUCCGCGAAAAUAGAUUUCCCGCCAUUUUCUUCAUCAACAAGCAGCGACACUGAGGAUGAAUUUAUUCCAAACGAAGUUUACUUUGGAACGCCGGACCAUAAGAAGAAGAGAAGUUCGCGAGGAAAAAGCCAACGGGCUAGAGGCCGAGCAGCACAAUCUUCAACGCGAGAAGUGAAAACUGUCCAAAAUUUAUCGCGGCCAUCAAACAGAGGUCGUAUAGAUGGCCGGCCGUCGAGACGAGAAAAUUUCAUCGACAACCGGCGAAUUUCCUCCACAUCUGGAUCGGUUUCUGGGAUGUCGUCGGACUCCGAAGAUGAGCAUCGAGGUUCGAAGGCGCGUAGAAAACCCGCAACAAUAACCAUAGUCAAACAGUCUUCGCAGUUAUACCACAAAGCCAGCCUUCCAGUUCGACCCAUUCCGAGACAACAUCAGAUUCAACAAAUUAAACGACAAAACGAGCGGAAACGCGAUCGCUUUUACGACAAAUCACAAGAUAUUCCCAAUUCUGUUUAUUUCGGCGAUGUGGAUGUACCAUUACAUGUGCUGCAUUCGUAUAAAACCCUAAAAAUUAAAAACCCUAAACCAAACAUUACUACCAAAAAUAAAUUCCUCAAUUUUCCAAAAUGGCCGACAAGCCUUUUUAUAAAUGUUCCUCAUUUCUCACUGAAAUCUUUUUUUUGUGAUAUUGAGUCGUCAUUGAACUUAGAAAAUGUUGAAAUUUACGAAUAUGUUCAUGUCAAAUACUUUUACGAACCGCAAAUACCCGAUUCCCGAAACUUUCAGGGUGCCCCUCGUACGUCACGAGAACGGAAAAGUUGAAAAGUCGAGUUUUCGCGUGAAGUUUGUCAAUUGGUUAAAUGAACGGUUUUCGGUAAAAAUAUUGGUUACACAGUUACGAUGUGAUUUCUCAGAUUAAAUCAUUGCCAGCUCGAUUUCUAAGCCUUGUGGUCACAUUGUAAGCAUCUCCAAACACAGACCACGGUAUUGAUCCUAUGAGAUUCUUAUAGUGCAAUGCAACUGCUAAUUGGUGCUAGAUUCAAGAUUUAUUUAUAUUUGCCUGAUCUUGAGAACGGUGCGGCGAUGAAUUAAGAUAGAUUGAAGUACAAGCAACAGGAAAAACGAAUUAAUUUUUUAUGAUGUUUCAUUGUGAACUUUUAAACUUUUACAAAUCACAAAUUCACCACAAAGGAAAAAUCAUUUCAUUUUUAAUGAAGUAAAUACAGUGUAUAGAGUACACACAGAGUUACACAAACAAACACAAAGCUUAAAAG
This is a messenger RNA of Bradysia coprophila, 3158 nucleotides long. RefSeq lists its product as uncharacterized. The record is from RefSeq and is a predicted model, not a curated record. Lineage: Eukaryota; Metazoa; Arthropoda; Insecta; Diptera; Sciaridae.